Molecule: messenger RNA, 1084 nt
Organism: Solenopsis invicta (red fire ant)
Lineage: Eukaryota; Metazoa; Arthropoda; Insecta; Hymenoptera; Formicidae
Exons: 2
Coding region: 603-890 (95 amino acids)
Source: RefSeq, a predicted model, not a curated record
AUGUGACGACGUGCGCGAGGCGAACUGAAGCGGUCCAAUGACUGGCGUCCAACCUUAUGGCGCACGAGGCGCGCGCGAAACACACGAAGCCGAGAGCCGCGGCGAGACUGGCCUGGAUGCCUUUUUUUUCGUGGUGUACCGUUAUCGGUAGAAUAACUUAGGUUCUGGGAUCUCGUAGUUGGUGUGUAUAUCGGCGCGUCGAUUUCGCUUGCUCGGUCGGGGGAGCGGGUCAUCGCGCCGAUCGUGCGUUUCGACUAUGCCGCAGCCCGCGCGCUUCGCUUCUCUUCUCUUUUCUUUUCUUCGCUUCGCUUCUCGAAGCGACGUGUGUACGGCGCGCCGCGCACGUUGUCGUCGUCGUCGUCGUUGUCGUCGUGGUGGAACCGAAGAGCCUCCUAGCCGUUCGUUCGAUUUUCCUCAGUUCUGUUCGGCGAACGUAUCGCGAUAGAUCGUUCGUCGCGUGGUGCGGAUGCUUCGUUCGUAUGCAAAUAUCGCGACGUCGCCGUCGUUUUCCUGGAUAAACGCCGAUCGCCACCGAGCUCUCGCACGGCCGGUCGACUUCUUCGUCGCCGGAAGUCAAUAUCGCGCUCAUCGACAAGCGCACCAUGAGAUCGCGAAUAAUAUUGUUAGGAGUUUUGCUCAUUUGCACGAGCAUUCGAUAUGCAGAUAGCAGAUCGAAGAAAACGACGCAGCUAUCGCUGCAGAGCAAGGAAACCAACGUGGUAAAUUUUAUGCGGCUGUUGAUGAUGAGAUUGGUCUUUGGGGUAGCUUCGGCGAUGGGGCUGGGUGAAAAUCUCUCGGGUGUACUCGGCGGAAUUUUCGUGCCGCCCGGAGCCGAGGAGUACAAUGAAGAGUACGGAGAUGACGACUUGGUUGUACCUGAUAUUUUUUAAAAUAGAGAUUCUUCGGUCUAAUCGCGCAUCUUUGUGUUCAUAAACGACUACAUUUUUACGAAUUAUGUCGAAGUAAAGAAAAUACUUAUAAAUAAUUAUUUCAAAGCACAAAGAAAUUGGCUCGAUUUAAAUAACGAGAAAUUAUAAAUGUUUCUUUGACUCUACGUCUAAAUUAAUAAAAUUCACAAAAUAUA